GUUUACAUUUUUGUAGACCUUUAAUUUUUAAUUUCCUUUGAUUUGUUUGUAACCAAGAAAUAUGUGUUUGUAUUCAAGCAAAUGAUGUUAUUUAACGAUAGAAAACAAAUUAUUUAAUUCAAUAUAAUCAUGGAAAAACUGUUAUUUAGAUUAGAACAGCCCCAUGGGAAUGGGGAUAUUUAUGUAACUUGGCAAAAAGGGUCAGGCAUGUAUUUAGCUACAACUGGCAUUGAUUGUAUGGUAAAUAUAUUUGAUAGAUAUGGAGAAAUAUUUGAAAGAAUUCGACUUCCCAAUUUGUGUACCAGCUUUAGUUGGGAUUCCGAUGGGGAUUUAUUAGGAAUAGUAAGUCAGUCUCAACUAAUCGUUUGGGAUGCUAAUUCUUCUAAGAAACUUUUCAUAGAUGUUGGUCUUAAAGACUACAUGUCAUGCCUGACGUGGGCUAAAAAAGGUCCCAUUUUAGCUGUGGGUACAACAAAAGGGAAUGUAUCUAUAUAUAAUCAUACUACUUCAAAGAGAGUACCGAUUAUAGGAAAACAUACAAAAAGAAUCACAUGUGGCACAUGGAAUAAUGAAAAUUUACUGGCAUUGGGUUCAGAUGAUAAAACAAUAUCUGUUAGUAAUGCUGAAGGAGACACUCUAAAAAUUAUUAAUUUGAGAGCCGAACCAUCUGACUUACAAUUUUCAGAAAUUAAAUUAGAUGAACGAGCGGGAGCAGAAAAUACAAUUAGUGCCAUAGUUGGAAGGAAAACCUUAUAUUUAUACAACUUAUUGGACCCAGAUAAUCCAUUUGAGUUAGCUUUUCAACCACAUUAUGGCUCAAUAGUAUCAUACAGAUGGUUUGGUGAUGGUUACAUAUUAUUAGGCUUUUCCGCUGGAUACUAUAUUGCAAUAUCAACUCAUAUUAAAGAAGUAGGUCAAGAAUUAUUCCAAACAAGAAACCAUAAGAACUUAUUGACCGAUAUUGCUGUUUGUGAGAGUAUUGGAAAAGCAGCCUCUUGUGGUGAUAGUAGUGUAAAAAUUCAUGACCUUUCAAACUUACAAGAAACUUCAAGUGUUUUAAAUUUACCACAAGAAUCAGGUUUAGAAAGAAUAUCGUGGAGCAGCGAUGGACAAUUAUUGGCAGUUAUCACUCGAGGUGGAUCUGUCAAUGUGUAUGUCUCUCAUAUGCAGCUUUUGACAGCAGUUUGUCCACCUAGAAUCGCUAUAUUAUCAAGUUUAACUGAAAUUAGUCUUUAUAGCUAUUCUUCAGAUAAGGGAAAAUUAACUCCAAUAAUCGUGAAUUUGGAGACUGAACCAUCUUUUAUAGCUGUAGGUCAUUAUCACUUAGCAGCUGGAAUGAACAACAGAAUCUGGUUCUACGAUUUGACCAAAUCGCAGCCUGGUUCAGACGAUAUGCCUUUAAGUUUAAACGAUCGUCAAUAUUUAGGCGCCGUUACCAGUGUGCGUCUGAAUCCUGAAUAUGCCUCUGUUCUUUUUGAAGGAAAAGUUCAACUGCAUAUGAUUGAACAACCUGAAGUGUGCCAUGAGGACAAGGAAUCCAUAAUUUUCCCAGAAUCAUCUAAUGACACUCUGGUCAUUACCUGCCAUGAAUUGACCACAGAAUUUCUAAUCUACGGAACUGAUAUGGGCCAUAUUGUAUAUUUUCAUAUUGAAGAUUGGGCUAAAGCUACAGAAUUUAAACAUGUAAUUGGAAUAAGGAAUAUGUAUUUAGAUCCAGCAGGCAGUAGAUUAGUUUUUGUUGAUGUGAAAGGUCACGGAUAUGUUUAUAAUGCCGUUAUUAAUGAACUCACACCUAUACAAAACAUUCCAAAUAAAGUUAGUGGUUGUACUUGGGACUGUAACGUAUCUGAUAGAAACAUAUUUAUUAUAUAUGAUGAUCACGAAAUUCAUACUUACAUUUAUAUGAGAUUAUACAUAGAAGGUACCAAAGUGAAAAAAAUUGGCGAAACAGUUUUAGUAGCAAAACAAAUUCCUUUACUGAUGUAUCAAGGUGAAGUGAUGUGUGCUACCUCGAGCGGUCAGUUAUCGCAACUAAAUUUAUCCACUCACGAUGUGUCUCAUAUUGGAGUCAUGUUGGAAAGAGAUAGGAAAGUUUUGGAGACGAAUUUUAACAAACAGUUGGAGUUACAUAGAUUUUCGUCAGCAAUAAAGACCUGCCAGUCUAUAAAAUCAAGAGAUUUUUAUGUAAAACUGGCCGUCGAGUGUUUAAAAUGUCUUGAAAUUGAUACAGCAAUUCAGAUUUAUAAAGAAAUCGAAGACGUAGCUAUGGUUUCGUCUCUACAAGACAUUCUCGACGUAGAAGAUUGGAAAUUGCUCUCCGGAUACGUCUCUAUGUAUUUAAACGAUUACGACAGAGCUCAGUCAUGGUUUCUGAGCUCAAAUCAGCCGACAUCCGCUCUGGAUAUGAGACGAGACUUGUUACAAUGGGAAGAAGCUUUAGAAUUGGCAAAUAAAAUGGCUCUUGAGCAAGUGUCGAUGAUAUCUAGGGAAUACGCUCAACAGUUGGAAUUUAUAGGCAAUUACUCUGAAUCAUUGCUGCACUACCAAAGAGGAUUACAAGAAGACUUAAGCCCAGAACACACUUAUACGUGUAAAGCCGGCAUAGCUCGGACAACUUUGUAUUGCGGAAACUAUAGGCACGGCCUCAGCAUAGCUUUGGAAUUGGAUAACAAGCAGUUGAUAAGGGAGUGUGCCGAUAUUUUGGAAAAGAAAAGACAGAUUGCAGAUGCAGCUUUGUUAUAUGAAAAAUGCGAUCAGUUCGAUAAAGCAGCAUCUAAUUACAUCAUCCAGAAGAAUUGGUCGAAAAUCGGAGAACUGCUACCACACAUAACCUCGAAUAAAAUUUAUUUGCAAUACGCCAAAUCUAAAGAAAAGGAAGGAAAGUACGAAGAAGCUGCCAAAGCUUACGAAAAAGCCAAAGAUUUCGAUUCAUUGAUCAAACUGCAUCUGGAUUAUUUGAAUAAUCCAGAAGUUGCUGUGGAAAUAGUUCAAGAAACUAAAAGUGUUGAAGGGGCCAAACUGGUUGCUAAAUUUUUCCAAAAGUUGAACGACAUUACAUCAGCUAUAAAGUUUCUCGUAUUGUCACGAUGUAUCGAGGAUGCCUUUGAUUUGGCCAAGAAAAAUGGCAAAAUCGUACUGUUUGGAGACGUGUUACUUAACAGUUUUACAGAAGACGAAGUUAAACCUAAAGACUUUGUAAAUGUAGCCUUACAUUUCGAAAACGAGAAAAAUUAUUUGCUGGCGGGGAAAUAUUGGUUUCACGCAAAGGACUACCAAAAGGCUAUGAGACAUUUAUUGGUAGCGGCCAAAUCGAAUUCCAAAGAAAAAGAAGCUAUCACGGCAGCAAUAGACGUCGUGGCAUCGUCAAAAGACGAAUCGCUGGUUUCAACUUUAAUUGAAUUUUUGUUGGGGGAGUCUGAUGGGAUUCCCAAAGAACCUAAGUAUUUAUUUCGGCUGUAUAUGGCAAGGAAACAAUAUAGAGAAGCUUCUAAGUCGGCUUUGAUUAUAGCCAAUGAAGAACAAAUUAAUGGAAAUUAUAGAAAUGCCCAUGACGUAUUAUUUGCGAUGUACCAAGAACUGAAGCAGAAUAACAUCAAAAUUCCGUUUGAAAUGUAUACAAAUUUGAUGUUGUUGCACAGCUACAUGUUGGUAAGGUUACACGUCAGACGGGGAGAUCAUCUCAAGGGAGCCAGGUUACUUAUCCGAGUAGCAAAUAAUAUUUCCAAGUUUCCUUCUCACGUUGUUCCAAUUUUAACUUCGACAGUGAUUGAGUGCCAUAGAGCAGGUUUAAGAUAUGCGUCAUAUAAAUAUGCUACUACGCUUAUGAAUCCCGAGUAUCGGAAACAGAAAAAGAGACUAUAA
Sitophilus oryzae (rice weevil) is the source of this 3861-nucleotide messenger RNA. RefSeq names its product WD repeat-containing protein 19 (gene Oseg6). The coding region runs from base 130 to 3861 and encodes 1243 amino acids. The transcript is spliced from 19 exons. NCBI's taxonomy places the organism in Eukaryota, Metazoa, Arthropoda, Insecta, Coleoptera, Curculionidae. Gene Ontology annotation, molecular function: protein binding. Gene Ontology annotation, cellular component: cilium; intraciliary transport particle A. Gene Ontology annotation, biological process: cilium assembly; intraciliary retrograde transport. The record is from RefSeq and is a predicted model, not a curated record.